This is a messenger RNA of Didymodactylos carnosus, 1704 nucleotides long. Lineage: Eukaryota; Metazoa; Rotifera; Eurotatoria; Philodinida; Philodinidae. The record is from the annotation of a GenBank genome assembly.
AUGUAUACUGCGAAGUAUCCUCUACAAAGUGGGAAACUAUUUUACUUUUCAAUAACAACAAUAAUGAAAUUUCGAUUUAAGGAAGAAACACCAGCUGAACAACGUCGGUUAGAAGCUGAGAAAAUUCGAGCAAAAUAUCCUGAACGUAUACCGGUGGUAGUUGAACGUGUUCCAAAAUCACAAAUACCCGAAAUAGACAAACGAAAGUUUUUGGUGCCAAAUGAUAUAACAAUGGCUCAAUUUAUGUGGAUAAUACGAAAGCGUAUUCUAUUAGCACCUGAGAAAGCAAUAUUCUUAUUUGUUGAUAAAACAAUUCCCCAAUCAAGCCAAAUAUGUAAUAGAAUUUAUCGUAUGCAUUCAACUGGAGAUAUCUCUGGAUUUCCGUUCAUAGCUACAUUGGUCAAUUGUACAUUAUGGUUGUUGUACGGUUAUUCAUCAAGCAAUUCGGCAAUAUUGCUAGUAAAUUCUAUUGGCGCCUUUCUUCAAACCUUAUACAUUUUAUUUUAUGUUCGUUAUACACAAGAUCGAAAAGAUGUGGUUCAAAAACAAAGUACUGACUCAUUAUCAUUUCCCCUUUGUUUUGCAAAUUUUGUUGUUGCAACUGAAUGGUUUUUAUACGGUUUAUUGAUCAAUGAUAAAUUUGUUCAGGUGCCAAAUUUUCUUGGUGCUAUUCUUGGACUUAUUCAAAUGACAGAUUUAUGUCAAUUGUUUGAUAAUGCAAAGAAAUUUGCACUUAAUGUUAAAAAUGAAACAAAAUUAGUCGAAGAAAAUGAUGAAAAAACGGAUGAAGUGGUAAAAAAACCACAUGAAGAUCCAAUGAUAGCGAACAAACGAACAAUAUUUGUUGGAAAUGUGCCUAUUAGUUGUAAUCAAAAGGAUCUUAAAAAAUUGUUUUCCAGUUAUGGUAAAAUCGAAUCUGUACGAUUAAGAAAUAUCGUACCAUCCGAACCAAAAAUCUCAAAGCGUGUUUCAUUUAUUAGAAAACAAUUUCAUCCGUCACAAAAAUCAUUAACAGCAUUUAUUCGAUUUAGUCAUGAUAUAGAAGCACAACAAGCAACCGAACUAAAUGGACAGUUAUUUAAAACUCAUCAUUUACGAGUCGAUUUGGCAUCGGAUAAAAAAGAUGAUGAUAGUACGAAAAAGCACGAUAAUAAACGGAGUAUAUUUAUUGGUUCACUUCCAUUUGAUGUAAAUGAUGAUGAUGUGUGGUCAACAUUUGAAAAUUGUGGAGAUAUUGAAUCAGUUCGUAUUAUACGUGAUAAACAAACUCAAAUUGGAAAAGGAUUUGGUUAUGUUUUGUUCAAAGAUCAAGCAGCUGUGGGAUUAGCACUAAAAAUGAAAGAUUGUAAGAUUGGAGAACGAGAAAUUAGAAUCAAAGCAGCAGUUAAAAAGCCUAAAGUUGUUACUACAAAUCAUUAUUUACCGAAUAAAAAUAAUCGAUUUAAAAGAAUCAAUCAAAAUGAUGAUGACGAAGCGUUUGAACGAAAUAAUACAUCACAAGAUAAAUUAGCAAAUAAUACUAGAAUAAAGUUAUCUAAAAAGAAAAAGUUUGCCAUUAGUAAUGUAAAACAAGGACGUGUGGAAAAAAAAUCAAAAAAAUCAAAAGAUAUGAAUGAUAAAAAGAGAAAAAAGCCAAAGAAAAAAAAUUUGUCGAUCAAAACAAGUUUAGAAAAAGGAGUUAUUCAUAUGAGAAAAAAGAGUUAA